CAACAACGUGGAUUCCGUGUGGUUCACCAGUGUGUAAUAUUAGUGUUAUGUGUGACCGGUGUCUUGUUCACUUUCUACAAUGCAGAUAUCUAGUGUGAAUGAUGUGAAGAUUUACAAUUUAAGCCAUGGAAAGUCUCUUCCAGAGUGGCUGUCAGAUCGGAAGAAAAGACAGCUUCAAAAGAAAGAUGCUGACAUCCAGCGUAGGAUUGAGCUCAUUCAGGACUUUGAGAUGCCCACAGUGUGCACCUCCAUCAAAGUGUCGAGAGAUGGGCAGUUCAUCCUGGCAGCAGGCACAUACAAGCCCAGGAUUCGCUGUUACGACACCUAUCAGCUGUCCCUGAAGUUUGAGCGCUGCCUGGAUUCAGAUGUUGUGGCCUUUGACAUCCUGUCUGAAGACUACUCUAAGUUGGUGUUUCUGCACUGUGACCGCUAUGUAGAGUUCCACUCUCAGCAUGGACACUACUACAAGACACGUAUUCCAAAGUUUGGACGAGACUUUUCUUACCACUACCCCUCCUGUGAUCUCUAUUUUGUGGGAACAAGUUCAGAGGUGUUCAGACUGAAUCUGGAACAAGGGCGCUUCCUCAGCUCACUCCAGACUGAUGCUGUGGAGAACAAUGUGUGUGACAUCAACCCCGUCCAUCAUUUGUUUGCCACAGGAACCUCUGAGGGGAGGGUGGAAUGCUGGGACCCUCGUGUCCGGAACAGAGUGGGCAUGCUGGACUGCGCCCUGAGCAGCCUCCCUGAAGGAACAGAAGUUCAAGGUUUGCCCUCAGUCAGUGCGCUGAAAUUUAAUGGCUCCCUCACCAUGGCAGUAGGCACCAGCACAGGACAGGUGCUGCUGUAUGACCUGCGCUCCAGCCAGCCACUCCUGGUUAAGGACCACUUCUACAACCUGCCAAUCAAGUCACUCAACUUCCACGAUCAGCUGGACCUGGUUGUGUCUGCUGACUCCAAGAUUAUAAAAAUCUGGAACAAAGACAGCGGCAAAGUGUUUUCCUCCAUACAGCCUCAGACCAACAUUAAUGAUGUGUGCAUCUACCCUCAUUCAGGUAUGCUCUUCACUGCCAAUGAAGAUCCCAAGAUGAACACAUUCUACAUACCGGCUCUGGGCCCUGCACCUCGUUGGUGCUCCUUCCUUGACAACCUGACAGAGGAGCUGGAGGAGAGCCCAGAGAGCACAGUGUACGAUGACUACAAGUUUGUCACCCGGAAGGACCUGGAAAACCUGGGUUUGUCUCACCUGGUGGGAUCAUCUCUGCUGAAAGCCUACAUGCACGGCUAUUUCAUGGACAUAAGGCUUUAUCACAAGGUCAAAAGCAUGGCUAAUCCCUUCGCAUACGAGGAAUACCGCAAAGAUAAGAUCCGCCAGAAGAUUGAGGAGUCCAGGACUCAGAGGGUGCAGGUUAAGAAGUUGCCCAAGGUGAACAAGGACCUGGCUCUCAAGCUGAUGGAGGAGGGUGAUGAUGAAGCAGAGCUGGCCUCGAGGAAAAAGAGGGGCAAGGCUCUCCCCACCAUCCUGGGCGACGACCGUUUCAAGAUGAUGUUCGAAAACCCCGACUACCAGGUAGACGAGCAGAGCGAGGAGUUCCGCCUGCUCAACCCCAUCGUCUCCAAGGUCGGACAGAAGAGGAAGAAGAAGCUGCGUCUACUGGCUCAGCAGGCUGCGGCUGCCCAGCAGGCGGCUGAGGACGAAGAGGAGCCCGAGGGGCGAGCCAGCUCUGAGGAGGAGAGCUCGGACGACGACAAGAGCUGGGUGGAGGAGGUGAGGGAGCAGCGGAGGUUGCUGCGGCAGGAGGACAGAGACCGCCGGCGGCAGAAGAGGAAGGACGCAGACCGCAACACUGUCCUGCUGGAGAAGGAGCGGAACGGAGGAGAGAAAACCUCAAACAUGGCUGAGAGCAAGAAGACAAGUCAGCCUCAUUUUUAUCAGAUCAAAGCCGGGGAGGAGUUCAGAAGUUUUAAUGACAUGGCCCGCAAGCAGAAACUACAGAAGGCUUCUCUGGAGGACCGUCUGAAGUUGGAGGAGCACUCUGGAACUAGCAACAUGGCCGACACUGCAGUGGGCAGCAAACAACUAACUUUCACUCUCAAAAAGUCGGAGCAGCAGAGGAAGCAGCAGCAGGCAGAGCGGGAGCACCACGAGGAGAGGAAGAAGCUGAGGCGCUCGGCCGGACACCUGAGUAGUGGCCGUGGAAGAGGCUGGGGCAGAGGAAGAGGAAGAGGAAGAAGCCUGCACUGAGGAGGGAAGCCCAGUCCGCUCUGGGGCCUCCGUCCUGGAUGGACAACAGAGGCAUUUCCUGGCAAACUCCUCAUCUAAAAGAAUCAAAGUUUAGUCGUUUCUUCCGUUAACUCAAGGCUGACAGAGUCUUCAAGUGCUGAAGACUGCUGCUUUUAAACUCUAGGGACAUUCUAGGGAGACACAAGGCAGAGACUGACACUGAUGAGCAGACGAGCCUGACCUGCUCCUGGGUGGUCUGAGCAAUGUGUUUAGCUGCUCUCAGCAAAUCAAAAAAGAUUACUUAUGUUGCUGCCUGCGUGCAUAUAAUGCUCAUGCCAUUAUCGAAAAGUACCUUGACUGUAUACUUGUGUUUGGAGGGGUGGCCCCAGAAGGAAUUAGAGAUAUGAAGAGCUGAAAGGACUUGACAUGACCUGCCUUGUCUCAGACGUCUAGUUUCUUAUUGUUGCUCCUCACUGGAGCCUAUUUCAUUUAAUGGAUUGCAGAAAAGAUGUGUGUAAAAUGAUCGUUUUCUUUUUAUUGUAUAUUGUUAAACCAAC
Seriola dumerili (greater amberjack) is the source of this 2778-nucleotide messenger RNA. RefSeq names its product nucleolar protein 10 (gene nol10). Gene Ontology annotation, molecular function: protein binding. Gene Ontology annotation, cellular component: nucleolus; nucleus; small-subunit processome. The transcript is spliced from 21 exons. Bases 80 to 2242 code for a protein of 720 amino acids. The record is from RefSeq and is a predicted model, not a curated record. Gene Ontology annotation, biological process: maturation of SSU-rRNA from tricistronic rRNA transcript (SSU-rRNA, 5.8S rRNA, LSU-rRNA). Lineage: Eukaryota; Metazoa; Chordata; Actinopteri; Carangiformes; Carangidae.